Messenger RNA from Mixia osmundae IAM 14324, 2181 nucleotides. RefSeq lists its product as uncharacterized. Gene Ontology annotation, molecular function: aspartic-type endopeptidase activity. Lineage: Eukaryota; Fungi; Basidiomycota; Mixiomycetes; Mixiales; Mixiaceae. The transcript is spliced from 12 exons. Bases 1 to 2181 code for a protein of 726 amino acids. Gene Ontology annotation, biological process: proteolysis. The record is from RefSeq and is a predicted model, not a curated record.
AUGUCUGACAGUGCCCUGUCGUACUCAAAUCUCUUUGUCGAUACCGGUUCGGCCGUGACGUUCUUCAAUCCCUACGUGCCAACGCCUACUGCGGUCAAGACGCCCGUCGUCUUCAACGAAACUUUCGGAUCUGGCGAGACAGCCUCUGGCAACGUCUUCCGCGACACCAUCAGCCUCGGUGGAACCGGCAUCAAGCUCAAAAUGGAUUUCGGUGGCGUCACAUAUCCUUCAAAUCCAUACGGUCCUGGUCCCGAGUCUACGAACGGCUACGUAGGCUUCGCGCCUCAAGAGUUGGCCGACGCGGUCUUUGGAUCGGGUGGCGCGAAGCCAGGAGAAGUCAAGACGCUGAUGACCCAACUCACAGCCGACAAGCUGAUCGAUGCCAAUAUCAUUGGACUUGGGUUUGUGCCGGCUGAUCUUCAAGGGCUCGAUGGUCUCAACAAGGGAGCUCUCACUCUCGGCGGCAUCGAUAAGAGUGUCCUCAAGUCAGAGAUGACGUGGACUUCUCGACUUCCACCCAUCUUCACCGCUGUCGGUUUCUCUGCGCAGUAUUGGUCUUUCGCUAUGGAGAUACCUUCGCUCGGGAUAUAUAAGAAGGACGCGACCGCUUCGUACAGCUUUAUCGAUACGGGUGCAACGAUAACGCUCCUGCAGCCAAAAUAUUUCAAACGAUGGUUCAGCAAGAUCGAAGGCGCAACGCUAAGCCCCGCCGAGCAGCUCGUCAAGGUGCCCAGAUCUUCGAUCCACACGAUUCCAGACCUGGAUAUCGUCAUCGAGGGCGUACCCUUCACAAUUCCUGGCAAGUACCUGCUUUUCCCAGAUUCGUAUCUCCGCAGAUACGGAUAUGACAUGUCGACGGCCUGGAGCUAUGUCGCCGCUACGCCCCAGCCUGCGCAGUUCAAUGUUUUGGGUGCCUACUCGCUGGCUCGCCUAUACGUUGCGCUCGACGCACAGACCUCGCCACCACGUAUCGGAUUCGGCAAGACGACUCAUACGCCGCAUCUCACUCGUUUGCGAAGAAAGGACAGCAAGAUGCUGAUCGCCCUACAGAUCAUCAUUGCUGCCGCUUACGUUGCAGAUGCAUCGGUUCUCAAGCUUCGCGUUCACCAUCGCCACCGCCUUCAGUCUCACGGUGGAGCCUUUGUACCGACCAAGAGCUUCAUGGCAAGCAGCUUCUAUACCAAUUUGACGAUCGGUACAACCCAUCCGGUCACCUAUGAGAAUGUUAUGCUCGAUUCAGGCAGUGGGCCGAUAUACGUCAACCCUUACACGCCGGAUCGCUCCGCCGUUGCAAGCAAAGUUGUUCUUGCCGAGGCCUUUUCGGACGGUACUGCCGUAGAAGCAAUCAUGUACCGCGAUCAAGUUGCCGUCGGUGACCUCGCAUUCAACCUCGGCUUCGGCGGUAUCAAAGGAUCAAAGAAUGCUAAGCCUGAUCCGACAAGCCAAGGCGGAAUAAUCGGUCUCGGUCCCCAAGGAUUGGUCGACGACGCUUUGCUCGACGGCGGUGGCAAGCCUGGACAAUUCCUGGGCUUUGCUGCCCAGCUAAAGGCUAGCGGCAUUGUCAAACGCAACAUCAUCGGUCUUGGCUUCACAGUCGACGACUUGAAUGACGCUUUGCCAGCCGACAGACACGGUCUAUACAUCGGUGGCAUUGAUCAUAGCAAGCUCAGAUCGGACAUUGUCUACUCGCCUCGCUUACCCGCGUACAUCAACAUUCACGGCCGCCCGCGAGAAUUUUGGGCCGUUGCAAUGACGAUUCCGUCGAUUGGACUCACAGCAGACAAGAAAGCUGAUGUCUACACCAUCAUUGAUACCGGCAGUACACUCACCUAUCUGAAGGAUCCCUACUUUUCCAAGUGGGCAGAGCCAAUCAAGGGCUUGGCGCAAACGGAUUAUGGCUUCCUGAGCAUGCCCAAGUCCUCCGUUCCCCUCAUUCCAGACCUAGAUUUCUUCAUCUCCGGGCGCAAGUUCUCGAUGCCAGGCAGCUCGCUCGUGCUCAGUGACGAAGUCGCUAAGACGCAAGGUCUCGACACCAAGCUCGCCUGGACUAACAUCCAGCCUUCGCUUGCAACUCAAGCUGGCAACGUCUUUGGCGCUCUGUCUCUGACGAGCUUCUACGUCGUGCUCGAUGCUGACGCGAAGCGUAUCGGUUUCGCAAGAACCGCUGCAUCACCUCUGUGA